Molecule: messenger RNA, 2394 nt
Organism: Lathyrus sativus (Indian pea)
Lineage: Eukaryota; Viridiplantae; Streptophyta; Magnoliopsida; Fabales; Fabaceae
Source: the annotation of a GenBank genome assembly
AUGGACAAGAUCAAGGUCAAAUACCAGCUCAAAAACGAAGACUGGAAACCCUCACCAAUCACAGCUCUUGCCACAAGUAUCGACGGUUCACGAGUCGCCGCCUCACGUGAGGACGGUUCCUUGGAGCUUUGGCUCGUUUCUCCUAACACAAUAGGCUGGCACUGUCAAUUGACUAUUCAUGGUGACCCUAAUAGAAUUGUAUCGUCGCUAGUUUGGUGUCCUGGUGGGGAAAAAGGAUUUCCGCAUGGACGUUUGUUUUCUUCCAAUAUUGAUGGUUCUGUUUCGUUUUGGGAUCUUUGUCACUUGAAGCAAACGAUGGUGCUUGAAUCUAAUGGUGUCUCAAUCUGGCAAAUGGCUGUGGCUAUGUCCAAAGGUGAUGAUGGCGAAACCAAUGGUGUUCAUAUUGAAAAUGGUUUUUCAAAGAGAUUUCUUAAUGGUUUUGAUGAACAUGAGGACAGUGAAAGUGAUGAAGAUUCUGAUUCACCUGAGGUUCUAAAGCAAUCCAUUUUAGAGGGUCCAAGAGUAGCGGUUGGUUUUGAUGAUGGAUGUGUUAGAAUUUACACUAUAUCUGAUUCAAAUGAAUUUAUAUACUUAAAAUCCUUGACCCGGGUAUCAGGACGAGUUUUAAGUGUGGCUUGGAGUGCCGAUGCUAAAUUCAUAUUUUCAGGGAGUAGUGAUGGGAUAAUACGUAUCUGGAAUGCCAAAUCAGGUCUUGAAGCCCAUAGGAUUCAAGCUAGACUCGGUGGUGACAGUGGACAUGAACUUUGUAUAUGGUCACUACUGUAUUUGAGGUCUGGGACACUUGUUAGUGGAGACAGCAGUGGGAGUGUCCAGUUUUGGGAUUGCCAACAAGGAGCUACAUCUCAAGAACCUAUUACUCGUCACAAGGGAGAUGUACAUGCUUUGGCAGCAGCCCCUAAUCACAGUAUGGUGUUCUCUGCCGGUUCUGAUGGAAAGGUUGUUCUUUAUAAACUGUCUUCAUCAACCAUGGAGAAAGAGAAUUGGGUAUAUGUUGAUUAUAAAAAAGGUCAUUCACAUGAUGUCCGAGCCUUGACUGUUGCUGUGCCAAUUAGCCAAGAAGAUACUUUGCCUGAUGAAAGGAUCAAAAGAGCUCGUCAUGAAGUAAAGCCAGAUGAUUCUAGUUACCACAAAUGGGCUCAUUCAGGGCAGCCAAUGCUUAUCUCAGCAGGGGAUGACACAAAACUCUAUGCAUACGCUGUUAAAGAAUUCACCGGGUUUAAACCUCAUUGUAUCUGUCCUGUGCCUCAGAGAACACCCUUACAAGUAGCACUUAAUACUUCCUUCAAUCAAUCACCGAUGCUUUUACUGCAGUCUUCACAUUGGAUAGAAAUCCGUUUGCUACAUCUCAAAAGUGUUUGCAGAACCGGAGACUAUGCAAAGGCUGAAAGUGUUGGCCGAUUCAAGAUAAAGGCAUCUCGUAAAAUAAUUUGUAGCGCCCUUGCUAAUACAGGGGUGUUUUUUGCGUAUUCCGAUAAUGAAAAGCCUAUUCUUUAUAAAGUGGAGAGAUCCGAAGCAGGAAAAAUUACAUGGAGUUUUGGUAAAAGGAAGCUUCCCGAGAGAUUACCAACUGCCCAUUCAAUGAUUUUUUCUCACGACUCUUCUUGGUUGAUAGUAGCUGGCCUUGAUAGAAGGAUAUAUGUUGUGGAUGCCAAUAGCUCGGAUCUGGUACAUACGUUUACACCAUUUCGUGAAUCACAAGAUGAAAACGAUGGAUUAUCAACAGCUGAACCACCCAUCACAAAAUUGUGUACUAGUUCUGAUAGACAGUGGUUGGCCGCCGUGAAUUGCUUUGGGGAUAUAUAUGUAUUUAACUUGGAGACACUGAGGCAGCACUGGUUCAUUUCAAGAUUGGAUGGCGCCUCUGUUACAGCUGCUGGAUUUCCACCUCAGAACAACAAUGUACUUAUAGUUACAACUUCUUCAAAUCGAGUGUAUGCAUUUGAUGUAGAGGCCAGACAAUUGGGGGAAUGGUCGGUGCGGAAUACAUUUGUUCUUCCCAAGAGAUUUCAUGAAUUUCCGGGUGAAGUCAUAGGACUUUCAUUCCCUCCCUCUUCAACUUCAUCUUCAGUAAUGGUCUACAGCUCCAGGGCAAUGUGCUUGAUCGACUUCGGCUUGCCCGUGAAUCAAGAUGAAGGUGAAAUGUUACAUACUCGAGAUUCAGUGGUCAAGAGUUUGCCAAAUAUAAACGGUAAGAAAAAGACUAAAUUUAGGAAGAACUUUGAAAACUUUGAAGUUUUGCCGUUAGAAAAGGAUAGAGUGUUAUACCUAUCCCAUAUUUCAAAUAGUCUCUUCUUUAUGAUAGAAAAACCAUGGUCUGAUGUAGUCAAUAGCUUAGAAGUUCAACCUGUCCACAGACAUAUUUAUGGGGCAUAG